Messenger RNA from Leptosia nina, 1563 nucleotides. The record is from the annotation of a GenBank genome assembly. Lineage: Eukaryota; Metazoa; Arthropoda; Insecta; Lepidoptera; Pieridae.
AUGUGUCUUCGAAAAAUAAGUGUAAUCUUUCUUGUUUAUAUAAGCCACUGCGUGGACAGUGCAUCAAUUCUUGCUCUUUUUUCCUCAUUGUCAUUCUCCGACCACCUCGUCUUCAGGGGAUAUGUAUCUUUACUCGUUCGUCAAGGCCAUUCGGUGGUCCUUAUGACACCAUACCCAGGACACUUCCCGCCGCAAGAAAUGGAGAGGAUCGUCGAACUAAACGUCGGUAUGGAGUCUGCGCCGUAUUGGGAUGAGUACAAACGAUUAAUGACUGACACAGAUGACUAUUAUUAUCGUUUGAAGGAUAUAAAUGAAUUUGGACUAAAGCUAGCUAUAGCGCAAUUGAAGUCGAAGGCUAUGUCAUCGUUAUUGAUAAACCCUAAUGUGAAAUUCGAUUUGGUUAUCACAGAAGCAGAUGUCCCCCUUCUGUAUGCUGUUGCAGAAAAAUAUCAAGCUCCACACGUAUCUAUUACUCCAACUAUCGGCAAAGUUCACCAAUACGAGAGCAAAGGGACGCCCAUCCAUCCGAUUCUUUACCCAGACGCGAACGUAUUGAACUACAGGAACCUGACAAGAUGGCAGAAAAUUUUGGAAUUCUAUCGCCAUUAUCAAACCAAAACGGAGUAUUACGACCAUUAUUUGCCUUUAUGCGAAACAGCUGCGAAAAAAAUGUUUGCUCUAAAACGACCUCUCAUUGAAGUCGAGUACGAUAUAGAUAUUUUGUUGGUCGCCUAUAAUCCUGCCUUGAUUGGUAACCGACCGACACCGCCGGCCAUCUCGUUCGUCGAUCGACUUCAUAUAAAACCAGGUUUUCCAUUGCAACAGGGCUUAAAGGAUGUUCUAGAUUCAGCAGCCAAAGGUGUAAUUUACUUCAGCUUCGGUGCACUUCAAGAGGCUGAACAUCUUUCAGCGAAUAUAUUGCAAACGAUUACAGAUGCUUUUAGAGAACUACCAUUUUUGGUACUUUGGAAAAUAGGAAACACCACAAUGAUAAACAAGCCAGAAAAUGUAUUAACGGACGUGUGGUUCCCACAGCAGGAAAUUCUUGCUCAUCCAAACGUAAAAGCAUUCAUAACGCAUGGCGGAGCCCGAUCGCUGGAGGAAGCGUUGUUUUACGAAGUACCAAUAAUAGGUUUGCCUAUACUGCGUUCCAGCAAAGUACUAAUAAGUGAAUUAACUCGACAUGGCGCAGGAGAAGUAUUAGAAAUUUCUUCAAUAGAAAAGGAAACUUUAAAAAAAGUUAUAAAUGAUGUCGCUACCAACGUACAAUAUAAAAACGCAAUUGUGAACUUAAAGAGCAAGGUGGUGACUCCCAUGAUAUCGGGCCCAGAAAAUGCGUUGUGGUGGACAGAAUACGUUCUUCGUAAUGGAGGAGCGAAGUAUCUACGUUCCCCAGCUGUAGGGGUCACGUUCAUUAAAUAUUACAUGUUAGACAUAGCCUCAAUAAUUCUGUUUGUAUCAAUAUCUCUAUUGCUGGCUACAUUCUUUAUAUUAAGAAUAAUUUUCAGACGCCUUCGUCAACGAUUCCUUGCCAAAUUCGACAAAAAGCAUAAAGCAUUGUAA